Messenger RNA from Oryzias melastigma (Indian medaka), 1313 nucleotides. RefSeq names its product scavenger receptor cysteine-rich type 1 protein M130. The annotation marks the transcript as partial. Gene Ontology annotation, cellular component: membrane. NCBI's taxonomy places the organism in Eukaryota, Metazoa, Chordata, Actinopteri, Beloniformes, Adrianichthyidae. The record is from RefSeq and is a predicted model, not a curated record. The transcript has 7 exons.
AUUAGCACCCGUUCUGAGCUGUGAUUGGUCAGAGAUGAAGAGAGAGAGCAGAGGUUUGGGGGGGCGGGGAUGCUGAUGUGAUAAAGAGACAGCAGACAUGAACUUAGAGACACUGAGAGGACAUGGAUCAUCCAACACUGAUGCUGCUGGUGACUCUCUGCAGUUCAGGACUCUGUGCUGAACUCCAUUCAGGUUCAGAGGAAUUCAGGCUGGUGGGAGGAGCCAGCCGCUGCACUGGCAGACUGGAGAGGAAGGUUCUGGAAGAAUGGGAAGAAGAGGUUGAAGACUAUGAUAAUCUGAGCUGGAACUUGGAGCGUGUGGAUGAUGUGUGCAAAUCACUGGACUGUGGAUCUGUGGUGUCUAUGAGGAGAACUGAAACAUCUUCUCGUUUUGAGUUUAUUGUGGAGAUCAUCUGUUCAGACUCCAUCAGGCUGGUGAACCAUCUGUGCUCAGGCAGGCUGGAGGUGAUGCUGAACGGCUCGUGGUCCUCAGUGAAUGAAGAUGACUUUGACCAGCAGGAUGCAGAGGUGGUCUGUAGGGAGCUGGGAUGUGGGCCUCCAUCAGGCCUCCAGGGGGCGCUCUAUGGAGAAACAGAGGCUCCAGAGUGGAGCAGAGAGUUCCUCUGUGAAGGUCAUGAGUCUGCUCUCCUGAAAUGUAGAAGCUCUGUUCAAAAAUAUUCUGGAAAAGCUGCUGGACUCACCUGCUCAGAUUCUGGAAACAUUCGGUUGGUUGGUGGAGACCAUCGUUGUGCUGGAACACUGAAGAUGAAGAACAAAGGAGAAUGGAAACUUGUUGGUGGCUACUAUAUUAACAUGAGGUUUGCAGAGUUUGUAUGUAAACUGAUGGACUGUGGUUCAUUAAUCACAGUCAGAAGAAGAGAACUAACCCCUAGAGAGGCUGUCUGGGGACUGGAUAGUAGCUGUGAUGGAUCUAAUUUAACGGAGUGUAGGAAAUACCUCAGGACUGAGAUGGAUUUUACUGAGAUCACCUGUUCAGACUCCAUCAGGCUGGUGAACGGAGACAAUCAGUGUUCAGGCAGGCUGGAGGUGAAGUCUAACAACUCCUGGUCCAUAGUGUGUGAAGAUGACUUUGACCAGCAGGAUGCAGAGGUGGUCUAUAGGGAGCUGGGAUGUGGGGCUCCUUCAGUCCUCCAGGGGGCGCUCUAUGGAGAAACAGAGGCUCCAGAGUGGAGCAGAGAGUUCCUCUGUGAAGGUCAUGAGUCUGCUCUCCUGAAAUGUAGAAGUUCACAGCUCACAAGAUGGACCUGUCCUCCUGGUAAAGCUGUGGAGAUCACCUGUUCAGAUCCUGAUCAG